This is a messenger RNA of Conger conger (European conger), 4338 nucleotides long. RefSeq names its product prostaglandin F2 receptor negative regulator-like. NCBI's taxonomy places the organism in Eukaryota, Metazoa, Chordata, Actinopteri, Anguilliformes, Congridae. Bases 269 to 2866 code for a protein of 865 amino acids. The record is from RefSeq and is a predicted model, not a curated record. The transcript has 9 exons.
CCCCUUGCCCUGUUCCAAACUCUGAUUAGGUAUUCAAAGUGAAUCAUGCGAGCGGUCCCGAUUUCAUCGGGACAGGCACGCUGCGUACAUGCAUUCAGUCGGAUUAAUACAAUUCCUGAUCCACGCUCAACUCAGGGAAAGUUUUUGAUAUUUAUAAAACCGGCGGUGGUGAUAUAGACGGGAAACACACCAAACGGGAUUGUUUCAUUUCAAUCCUGUGAUUGGUUUUGUUUGACAGAAAAUCUUGGGAGCAAAAAGACGCGGCGAAAUGGAAAACGCUUUCUUCACAUACUUCAUUUUGUUUUUAACGUUUGAAUGGGGCCAAGGAAGAGUGGUCAAGGUUUCCGAGGGCCCUUUGGUGCGUGUGGAGGGGCAGGAGGUGUUCAUCCGCUGCACCGUGUCCAGCUACGAGGGUCCGAGGGAGCAGGACUUUGAUUGGAUGGUGGUGCAGGGUGACAAGAAGAUCCAUCUCAUCUCGACCUUUGAGCUCCGCUACACGGACCCCUCUGUACAGGACCGCGUGGACAGCGGCGACAUCAGCAUGGUGCGGCAGGCCGACGACACCAUGGACCUCCGGAUCCGCAACCUGAAGGCUACGGACAGCGCCAUCUACCGCUGCAGCACCCCAAGCACCGACGCCGUCAUGCAAGGGAACUACAAUGCUGACGUCGAGCUGAAGGUCAUCGCUGACACCCUGAAGGUGACACCGGUGGUUCCCCCGGCGACGGUCCACGAGGGCGGACCCAUCGAUCUCCGCUGCAGCGUGACCCUGGAACGCGUGGAGAACACCUACCUGUCAGUCGCCUGGUCCGUCAGGAAUGGCUCCUCCUCCCGAGACGUCCUGACCUUGGAGCCCGAGCCGGGUGUCACCGUGGAGAGCAACUACCGCCAGCGUCACGCGGAUGGGGGCCUGCGCCUGGACCUCCCGGGGGGCGGGGUCUACGGCCUCCGGCUGACCGAGGCAGUGCCUGCGGACCAGGGUGUUUACGAGUGCACCGCCACGCAGUGGGUCCGGGAGCAGGGGCAGGUCUGGACCGCAAUCCUCCAGAAGAAGGUGGUCUUGGGGGAGGUUCGGAUCACGCCUAUAUCUCAGUCACUAAUGGUCACGAUGGAAGGUGACCGCACCCUCAGUUUGGACGACGUCCUCAAGCUGACCUGCACCGUCGCUGCUGAUAACCUCGAUGACCUCGGCCUGGUGGUCACCUGGUCUGUCAGCGGCCCCACCGACUCGCGGAUUCUGGCCCGUGUGAACCAGUUUGGGGUGGUAGCCGACCCGUCGGACCUGGUGGGAGUCAGCCGGGUGAGCACGGGGGAGUUCCAGCUGCUCAUCCGCGGUGUGGGGCAGUCCGAUGCGGGGCAGCACUCCUGCUCUGUUGCGGCCUGGAUCCAAGAGACCGGCGGGAACUGGUACCUGGCUGCAGAGAAGACCUCCAACUCGGCCACUGUACUCGUCACGGUGUUAGAGCCGGAGUUUGAGGUUACCCUCGCUGAGGUCGUGCCCCCCCAGGCCUCGGGGGACCCCACGGAGCUGGAGUGCAGGGUGUCGGCGGUGCAGCGGCUUCAGGACGGACUCCUGGGCGUGGCCUGGGACUACACCGAGGCCUCACCCGCCGACCAGCCCACCAUCUCUCGACCAAUCGUGGCGCUGGACGCGCAGGGCAACCUGCAGCCGGGGAGCGAGUACCGCAAGCGCGCGGAGAACGGGUUCCUGGUGCUGACCCGGGCCGAACCCGACACCUUCAGACUGCGCCUCCUCCACACGCAGGAGUCCGACCGGGGACUGUACUCCUGCACCGCCUCCGCGUGGACCCAGCUGCGGAACGGGAGCUGGGCCAAGGGCAAGGAGGUGCCAUCCAGCCCUGUCAGCAUCUCCUGGAUCCGCAAGGUCCCGUCUCUCACGGUGAAGGCCACCCCUCUCCGAGAGGCGUCGUCGGGCGGCUCGACGUUCGAGAUGGGCUGCACAGCGACCCCAGAGAACCUGCAGGACCCGGGAUACUCCGUCCUGAUCCGCGUGGCGGAGACGGCCGGCGGAGAGGCCCGGAAGAUCCUCUCCCUGAGCUCGGACUCGGUUGUGAAGCUGGAGGAGUGGGACGAGCUGGGCCGCGCGGACAGCGUGGUUCUGGAGAAGACCGGAAUGUCAGAAUUCCGGUUCCGGCUGUACGGAGCGCAGGUGACCGACCGGGGGUUCUACUCCUGUGAGGUCACCGCCUGGACCGCUGGUGUGGGGAAGCCCAGGACCGAGGCCGUCAGCGCCGUGUCCAACGCCGUUCAGAUCAGCUUCGCAGACACAGGUCCGGUUUUCAAUGUGUCCAUUCAGCCAGCCCUCACAAGUAUUCUUCCAGGCGGGACCGCAAAGAUCGAAUGCAUCCUGACUGCUGUUGGAGUCUCACCCAAAGCAGGUGACGUCUCGUACGAGGUGCGGUGGUACUGGAACAGGGUCCGCAGUGCGGCAAGCCCCUCCCUGUUGGCCAGUAUGGACCGCCUGGGCGUGGUCAGGAGGGCGGGGCUGAACGGCAGCAGCGACUGCAGCGUGGAGCAGACGGACGGGCAGGUCUUCGCCCUGCGUAUCCACAGCGCCCGGGAUGGCGACGGCGGGGAGUAUCUCUGCGUGGCCACGCCCUGGAUCCGCUCCCCCGCCGGGACCUGGACCAGCGGCCAGGAGCUCACCUCAUCCAGGGUGUUCCUCUCUGUCACCUUCUCACUGUCGGACAGUCUGAAGCUCCCGCUGCUGUACGGGGCGGGGGCCUCCCUGGCCGUGGGCCUCCUCUCCAUCCUCCUGGGCUUCAUCUGCACCAAGUUCUGCUGCCGGAACGCCAAACACACCCCCCGCUCCCGGAACGGCCUCAUGGACCUGGAGAUGGACUGACCUUAUGGGCACUGACCGGGCGCCAUGGCAACCAGCCGGGCCUAGGACAGGUGGGCAGCCCUGCCACCUUGUGACUGAAUGGGAUUCGGAUGGAAUUUAGGAGGGGCUGUGACUCCAUGGACAAGACCACUCGCGCUGAUUUUAACUCGCUACCCGCUGGCUUGUUGCACUGAACUCAGGAAAGUCUCUCCGGCAGAAGGAACAGUUACUUUAUUACCUGUUUUAAAAUGGAGGCCUCUUCUUACAUUAACCCAAGUAGUAUUUUUUGUCUAAUUUUUUUUAACGGAGCUGUUUUAUAUCACUAUCUGUGCGGAGAGAGAGAGAGAGAGAGAGGAGUGCUGGCCGCCUAUGCAGUCUUUUGAGCCCAGAUUUUGGACUGAUUCCUGGCUCCAUUACCAGCUCAGAUUCCAGUCCUACCCCCAGCAUGGUCCCAGACCUUCUCCCAGCAUCCUCUACCAGGCUCUGCCCGUCAGCGGUCCACUGCCAAGAGGCCCACUCAGGACAGUCUCCUUUUCCAAGGUGCAGUAACGACACGUAGCGUUGGUGACUGCGUUCCCUCUAGCUCCGCGUGUGUCCGCCUACUGUCAGCCAAUCGCCUUUUCCCAUCCCGACUCCCUCUCAGACGUGAUUCGCCUUCGUUCUGAUUGAUAGGUGCUACUGACCAAUGCGGUGCCUUGAGCCCUGCGUGCAGUGCUGGACCUCGUCAAACGGCCUGGCUAGCCACGCCCAUCUUUAUCCCAGCAGGAAGUGGAACAGAGACUCCUUAAUAAUGAUAAAUAAUGAUGUUAUUUAGCUGUUCCUCGGUUCCCUUGUCCGGAGCCUCACUGUGUUACAGUAUAAGGGCUAUCGGGUGACCGUCUUAAGCUCUGGGACAAAGAGCGCCCCGGCCUUUUGGCAAGGCUUUCUGAGGGGGUGUUAACUGAUAUGCUGCACACAAUGCCCCUCCCCCCCGACACUUUACCCAACCACCCCCCACCGAAUACCGCACCGCACACGCACGCACACCGACCAAGAGCCCAGCGGGAGCACAACAGCUGCCAGGUGGCCCGCUUCGGAGGGCCGCGGCGAGAAUCCGGUUUUGGGGGAGGGUCAUGUGACCCACGCGGAGGCGUGAGGAUUAAGAAGGCAUUCCCAUGGACACCGAUCCCCGACCGUGCCAACGGACUGCUUCCACCUUUAAUGCACACGAGCCAAAGGCUCUUUUUUAUUGUUAUUUCCAAUUUGGUCAUUGUAUUCUGUCGUUUUUAAGCAUUUUAUAAAUGUGUCUGAUACACUGUUCCUUGAUUUGAAUUGUAUUAUUUUGUUUAAGCCGUAUUUUAUUGUCGAUAAUUUUAUGUUUCACGAACAAUGUGGUGUGAUUGGGAUUCAGUAUGCUAUGUGUGAAAAUCCUGAACAACAGUCAGGAGAUACAUUUCCCAGCUCUCUGACAAAACUCUGGACACAAUGGACACAAUAAAUGUUUUGCAGCCUGA